This is a messenger RNA of Harpia harpyja (harpy eagle), 12106 nucleotides long. It is a transcript of the gene IGFN1, whose product is annotated as immunoglobulin like and fibronectin type III domain containing 1. The record is from RefSeq and is a predicted model, not a curated record. The transcript has 25 exons. Gene Ontology annotation, molecular function: protein binding. Lineage: Eukaryota; Metazoa; Chordata; Aves; Accipitriformes; Accipitridae. The coding region runs from base 420 to 10919 and encodes 3499 amino acids.
AGGCUAACAGCCCUGUGACAGGCUUCGCCUACCAGAGGGAGAGGGCGAGAGAGAGAUUAAGUGUGAGAGAAGGGGAGGCAGAAGGCAAGACAGAGGGAGCAGCUGAGAAGGAUCCUAGGGACCCAGUACUGAUCCCACAGCUGAGCACUGACUGCAGAAAGGACUCGGGUGAGGUGCAGCUUUGACAGCACUCAGGGUAGAAGACCUCUGUGGUGGCACACACAGAUCGCUAAUAUCUGUGACCAAGAGACCUGUUGAACAGCUAUGAAGAGCGCUGUGGUUUGAGUCAACAGACAAAGCCACCGUGGUCCUGGGAGACUCAGUAUUGACAUCGAGCAGGAUCAUCUCCUCAGAACCUCAACCUGUAAGGAGAACCUGUAGUCUGUCUGUGCUGACCAUAGGCAGCUGAGCAAAGCAUCAUGACAAGCCAUCAGGCAGUAAAAUCUUUCAAGAAAUCUUCUGUCCCAGGAGUUAUUAUCACCCAGUUUGUAGACGAUAUUCCAAAUGGAUGCAGUACACCUGACUUUGAGCGGAAACCUGUCACUCUGACAUUGCAGGAAGGUAAAAAUGCCAUUUUCAGAGCUGUGGUCAAAGGUGUCCCAACCCCUGACGUGAAAUGGACACGUAUGCAAGGAGGAAUGGAUGAUCCUGCCAAAUAUGAAACAUUCUUCAAUAAUGUUACAAAUGAAUUCAUUCUGCAGAUAAACAAACUCACUACAGAUGACAGCGAUUUGUAUCGUUGCUUUGCUGUGAAUGAAUAUGGGGAAGCUGCAUGCUCUGCUGGCCUCAGGAUCAUACAAGUUGGCUUUAAGAGGAAAGCGAGAUAUGUUCCUGUUCACCCUGCUGAUGAGUUAAAGAAGAAGCUUCAGGACUUCAGGAAGCUGCUGAGAAAGCGGGCCCCAGCACCAAAACCAAAACCCUUGGACAAAGAAGCAGUCUGGCAACUGUUGCUGCAUGCAGAUAGGAGAGAUUAUGAGAAAAUCUGUAUGAAAUAUGGAAUUGUUGACUUCCGUGGGAUGCUGAGAAAGCUGCAGGAGAUGAGGAAGGACACAGAAAGUGAACAAGGAGAGUUACUACACAGUAUCAGAAACUUUGAACACAUCAAAGUCAACAAGGAUGGAAAAGCUACAUUCAGUCUGGUGAUGGACCUGAAAAAUCAUAACAGCAAAGUUUAUCUGCUUAAGGAUGGUGAGAGGCUCAGAUAUGGAACAGGGGAUGAAUAUAGAAAGCACUGCCUGAGGCGAAUUGGAAAAAGGUAUAGCUUCAUUGUCAACGAUGUGCAGCCAGAAGAUGCAGGCGUGUAUCAAGUCAGAGUGGAGGACGUACCUGUUUUCUCAACUGAACUGGACGCUGAAUCCAUCCCUGUGAGAUUUCAGCAGCCACUCAGUGAUGUGCGUUGUCCUGAGGAAGAAGAUGCUGUCUUUGAUUGUAUCCUACGCACACCCUGUUAUGAUGCUGUGUGGCUACACAAAACCCACCUCCUUGAGGGAAGUGAGAAGCACCAGAUCUCUGUAACACCUGAUGGUCUGACCCACCAGCUGAUUAUCAAAAAUGUUGUGCCCUCUGACAAUGGCAUGUACACCCUCGACACUGGACUCUGCUCCUCAAAUGCCUGGCUUAUUGUAGAGCAUGCCAAAGGAAAGAGGAGACAGGGUGAAGGAGGUGAAAGACAGAAAUCUGAGUGGCUGAAAGAAACAUUGCCAGAUAAAGACAGGGCUAAGAAACUUCGACGCAGAGAAUAUGUUGGUGAUGAAGAUCAUCUUAUGGACACUGACGUGGAAAAAGAUGGCUGGUAUAGAAAUGGUCAAAUUGGCAGUGAAGGACACUCCACUGAUGUUGAUGAAAACCAUAGAUUUUUGGGAAAAGAUGGGCUACACGGACCCCACAGAAAUGGAAGGAUGGGGUUUGGGCAGUUUUCUGGAGCAGACCUAGGUGGAGACUCAAUGACAAAUGAUGGUAGUAACUUUGGAUUAAAAGGCUUAGGAGGCAAAACUGGAUUAAGGCCUUUCCGUGGCAAGGAUUCUAUGACAGGCAGAGCAGAUACUGGUGAUGAAUUAGGAGGAACAGGUGAAUGGUAUUCUGCGGAUGGCAGAGAUGAUGGUAUGGUGGAUGCUGUUAACAUUGACAUGGAUAAUGGAGAAGGAGUGAGCUCUCAGCAUGGCAAGGAUGGUAAAUUAGGUGAUAGUAGGUACAGAGCUGGCUUUGGAGGUGUUGGGAGAUUAGGUGCUACUGAUGGAAGUUCUGUGUUAAACAGACUCGAUCCUGAUUCAACGGGAGUGGGAGAUGGUAAGGGUGGUAAGGGUGACCUGUUAAGUAGGACUAGUCCAGGGACUGGAGCUAGAAAAAAUGCUGCAGGUACUGAGAUUGCAGGAGGAAUGAAGUCCGCCUAUGGCAAGGAUGGUCUGCCCACUGUACUUGAUAGGAAUGGAGCAAAUAUAAACAGAGAAGGACGAAUAGGGACCCCCUACGGCAAGGAUGGCCCGACACUUCAUGCCAGCAGUCAUUUAAGGCAGGAAGGAAGGUCUGACAGGCUCUAUAGCCCAGGGCUUCUUCUAGCUGGACAUGGGGCUAUAUCUGGUGCAGGUGGCAGUUCUAUAGGGGAAAUGGAGGCUCUGUAUGGUCCAGAUGGUGGGACAGUUGGAGCAACUAUUGGCAGUGCUGCUGUAGCUGGUGCAGGGGCUGUUGGGUCUCCGUAUGGAAAGGAUGGUCUCCCCGCUGGGGCUGUCAUUGGUGGUGCUGGCAUAGCUGGUGCAGUGGGAGUUGGGUCUGUGUAUGGAAAGGAUGGUCUCCCAGCUGGGGCUGGCAUUGGUGGUGCUUACGUAGGUGGUGCAGGGGGAGUUGGGUCUCCUUAUGGAAAGGAUGGUCUCCCAGCUAGGGCUGGCAUGGGUGGUGCUGGUGUAGGGGGAGUUGGGUUUCCCUAUGGAAAAGAUGGUCUCCCAGCUGGGGCUGGCAUUGGUGUUGCUGGUGUUGCUGGUGCAGGGGGAGUUGGGUCUCCCUAUGGAAAGGAUGGUCUCCCCGCUGGGGCUGGCAUUGGUGGUGCUGGUGUUGCUGGUGCAGGGGGAGUUGGGUCUCCCUAUGGAAAGGAUGGUCUCCCAGCUGGGGCUGGCAUUGGUGGUGCUGGUGUAGCUGGUGCAGGGGGAGUUGGGUCUCCUUAUGGAAAGGAUGGUCUCCCAGCUGGGGCUGGCAUUGGCGGUGCUGGUGUAGCUGGUGCAGGGGGAGUUGGGUCUCUGUAUGGAAAGGAUGGUCUCCCAGCUGGGGCUGGCAUUGGUGGUGCUGGUGUAGCUGGUGCAGGGGGAGUUGGGUCUCCCUAUGGAAAGGAUGGUCUCCCAGCUGGGGCUGGCAUUGGCGGUGCUGGUGUAGCUGGUGCAGGGGGAGUUGGGUCUCUGUAUGGAAAGGAUGGUCUCCCAGCUGGGGCUGGCAUUGGCGGUGCUGGUGUAGCUGGUGCAGGGGGAGUUGGGUCUCCCUAUGGAAAGGAUGGUCUCCCAGCUGGGGCUGGCAUUGGCGGUGCUGGUGUUGCUGGUGCAGGGGGAGUUGGGUCUCCCUAUGGAAAGGAUGGUCUCCCAGCUGGGGCUGGCAUUGGCGGUGCUGGUGUUGCUGGUGUUGCUGGUGCAGGGGGAGUUGGGUCUCCCUAUGGAAAGGAUGGUCUCCCAGCUGGGGCUGGCAUUGGUGGUGCUGGUGUAGCUGGUGCAGGGGGAGUUGGGUGUCCCUAUGGCAAAGAUGGUCUCCCAGCUGGAACAGACAUUGGUGGUGCUGGUGCAGGGGCUUUUCGGCAUCCGUAUGGAAAGGAUAGUGUUCCAACUGGUGCACGUGUCGGUGGUGGUGGUGUAGCACGUUUUGGAGGUAUUGGAUCUCCCUAUGGAAAAGAUGGUCUUCCAGCUCAAGCAGGCAUUGGUGCUGGUGUAGGUGGUGCAUGGGAAGUUGGAUCUCCAGAUGGAAAGGAUGGUCUUCCAGCUGGGGCAGGCGUUGCUGGUGGUGCUGCUGGUGAAGGGGGUUUUGGGUCUCCAUAUGGAAAGGAUGGUGUUCCAGCUGGGGCUGGUCCAGGUGUAUGUGGUGCAGUAGCAUUUGAGUCUCCCUAUGGAAAGGAUGGUCUCCCAGCUGGGGCUGGAGUAGCUGGUGUAGGGGGAGUUAGGUCUCCCUAUGGAAAGGAUGGUCUCCCAGCUGGGGUUGGCAUUGGUGGUGCUGGUGUAGCUGGUGCAGGGGGAAUUGGGUCUCCCUAUGGAAAGGAUGGUCUCCCAGCUGGGGCUGGAGUAGCUUGUGCAGUGGGAGUUGGGUCUCCCUAUGGAAAGGAUGGUCUCCCCGCUGGGGCUGGAGUAGCUGGUGUAGGGGGAGUUAGGUCUCCCUAUGGAAAGGAUGGUCUCCCAGCUGGGGUUGGCAUUGGUGGUGCUGGUGUAGCUGGUGCAGGAGGAGUUGGGUCUCCCUAUGGAAAGGAUGGUCUCCCAGCUGGGGCUGGCAUUGGCGGUGCUGGUGUAGCUGGUGCAGGGGGAGUUGGGUCUCCCUAUGGAAAGGAUGGUCUCCCCGCUGGGGCUGGCAUUGGCGGUGCUGGUGUUGUUGGUGCAGGGGGAGUUGGGUCUCCCUAUGGAAAGCAUGGUCUCCCAGCUGGGGCUGGUGUUGGUGGUGCUGGUGUUGGUGGUGUAGGGGGAAUUGGGUCUCCCUAUGGAAAGGAUGGUCUCCCAGCUGGGGCUGGCAUUGGCGGUGCUGGUGUUGCUGGUGCAGGGGGAGUUGGGUCUCCCUAUGGAAAGGAUGGUCUCCCCGCUGGGGCUGGCAUUGGCGGUGCUGGUGUAGCUGGUGCAGGGGGAGUUGGGUCUCCCUAUGGAAAGGAUGGUCUCCCAGCUGGGGCUGGUGUUGGUGGUGCUGGUGUUGCUGGUGUAGGGGGAGUUGGGUCUCCCUAUGGAAAGGAUGGUCUCCCAGCUGGGGCUGGCAUUGGCGGUGCUGGUGUAGCUGGUGCAGGGGGAGUUGGGUCUCCCUAUGGAAAGGAUGGUCUCCCUGCUGGGGCUGGUGUUGGUGGUGCUGGUGUAGCUGGUGCAGGGGGAGUUGGGUCUCCCUAUGGAAAAGAUGGUCUCCCAGCUGGGGCUGGCAUUGGCGGUGCUGGUGUAGCUGGUGUAGGGGGAGUUGGGUCUCCCUAUGGAAAGGAUGGUCUCCCCGCUGGGGCUGGUGUUGGUGGUGCUGGUGUAGCUGGUGCAGGGGGAGUUGGGUCUCCCUAUGGAAAGGAUGGUCUCCCAGCUGGGGCUGGUGUUGGUGGUGCUGGUGUUGCUGGUGUAGGGGGACUUGGGUCUCCCUAUGGAAAGGAUGGUCUCCCAGCUGGGGCUGGCAUUGGCGGUGCUGGUGUAGCUGGUGCAGGGGGAGUUGGGUCUCCCUAUGGAAAGGAUGGUCUCCCCGCUGGGGCUGGUGUUGGUGGUGCUGGUGUUGCUGGUGUAGGAGGAGUUGGGUCUCUGUAUGGAAAGGAUGGUCUCCCAGCUGGGGCUGGCAUUGGCGGUGCUGGUGUAGCUGGUGUAGGGGGAGUUGGGUCUCUGUAUGGAAAGGAUGGUCUCCCAGCUCGGGCUGACAUGGGUGGUGCUGGUGUUGCUGGUGCAGGGGGAGUUGGGUCUCCCUAUGGAAAGGAUGGUCUCCCAGCUGGGGCUGGCAUUGGUGGUGCUGGUGUAGCUGGUGCAGGGGGAGUUGGGUCUCCCUAUGGAAAGGAUGGUCUCCCCGCUGGGGCUGGCAUUGGCGGUGCUGGUGUAGCUGGUGCAGGGGGAGUUGGGUCUCCCUAUGGAAAGGAUGGUCUCCCAGCUGGGGCUGGCAUUGGUGGUGUAGGGGGAGUUGGGUCUCUGUAUGGAAAGGAUGGACUCCCAGCUGGGGCUGGCAUUGGUCAUGCUGGUGCAGGGGGAGUUGGGUCUCCCUAUGGAAAGGAUGGUGUCCCAGCUGGCGCUGUUGUAGCUGAUGCAGCUGGUGCAGGGGGAUUUGCGUCUCCCUAUGGAAAGGAUCGUCUCCCAGCUGGGGCUGCGCCUGGUGCUACUGGUGUAGGUGGUGCUGGUGUAGGGGGAGUUGGGUCUCCCUAUGGAAAGGAUGGUCUCCCAGCUGGGGCUGGCAUUGGUGGUGCUGGUGUUGCUGGUGCAGGGGGAGUUGGGUCUCCCUGUGGAAAGGAUGGUCUCCCAGCUGGGGCUGGUGUUGGUGUUGCUGGUGUUGCUGGUGCAGGGGGAGUUGGGUCUCCCUAUGGAAAGGAUGGUCUCCCAGCUGGGCCUGGCAUUGGCGGUGCUGGUGUUGCUGGUGCAGGGGGAGUUGGGUCUCCCUAUGGAAAGGAUGGUGUCCACGCUGGGGCUGGCAUUGGUGGUGCUGGGGGAGUUGGGUCUCCCUAUGGAAAGGAUGGUCUCCCAGCUGGGGCUGGUGUUGGUGGUGGUGGUGUUACUGGUGUAGGGGGAGUUGGGUCUCUGUAUGGAAAGGAUGGACUCCCAGUUGGGGCUGGCAUUGGUCAUGCUGGUGCAGGGGGAGUUGGGUCUCCCUACGGAAAGGAUGGUCUCCCAGCGGGCGCUGUUGUAGCUGAUGGUCUCCCAGCUGGGGCUGGCAUUGGUGGUGUUGGUGUUGCUGGUGCAGGGGGAGUUGGGUCUCCCUAUGGAAAGGAUGGUCUCCCAGCUGGGGCUGGCAUUGGUGGUGCUGGUGUAGAUGGUGCAGGGGGAAUUGGGUCUCCCUAUGGAAAGGAUGGUCUCCCAGCUGGGGCUGGCAUUGGUGGUGCUGGUGUAGAUGGUGCAGGGGGAAUUGGGUCUCCCUAUGGAAAGGAGGGCCUCUCAGCUGGGGCUGGGGCUGGGGCUGGUGGUGCUGGUGUAGAUGGUGCAGGGGGAAUUGGGUCUCCCUAUGGAAAGGAGGGCCUCUCAGCUGGGGCUGGGGCUGGGGCUGGUGGUACUGGCGUAGGUGGUGCAGGGGGAGUUUGGUCUCCCUACGGAAAGGAUGGUCUCCCAGCUGGAGCUGGCACUGGUGGUGCUGGUGUAGGAGGAGUUGGGUCUCCCUAUGGAAAGGAUCAUCUCCCAGCUGGCGCUGGUGUAGCUGUUGCAGGGGGAGUUGGGUCUCCCUAUGGAAAAGAUGGUCUCCCAGCUGGGGCUGGCGCUGGUGUAGCUGGUGCAGGGGGAGUUGGGUCUCCCUAUGGAAAAGAUGGUCUCCCAGCUGGGGCUGGCACUGGUGUUGCUGGUGCAGGGGGAGUUGGGUCGCCAUAUGGAAAGGAUGGUCUCCAAGCUAGUGCUGGUGUCGGUGGUGUAGCGGGUGUAGGGGGAGUUGGGUAUCCUUAUGGAAAGGAUGCUCUCCUAGCUGGAGCAGGUCUUGGUAGUAUAGCUGGUGCAGGGGGAGUUGGGUCUCCCUAUGGAAAGGAUGGUCUCCCUGCUGGGAGUGGUGUAGCUGGUGCAGGGGGAGUUGGGUAUCCUUAUGGAAAGGAUGGUCUCCCAGCUGGGGCUGGCAUUGGUGGUGCUGCUGUAGCUGCUGCAGGGGUAGUUGGGUCUCCCUAUGGAAAGGAUUAUCUCCCAGCUGGCGCUGGUGUAGUUGGUGCAGGGGGAGUUGGGUCUCCCUAUGGAAAGGAUGGUCUCCCAGCUGAGGCUGGCAUUGGCGGUGCUGGUGUAGCUGGUGCAGGGGGAAUUGGGUCUCCCUAUGGGAAGGAUGGUCUCCCAGCUGGGGCUGCUGGAGUAGGUGUUGGUGGUUCUGGUGUAGCUGGUGCACGGGGAAUUGGUUCUCCUUAUGGAAAAGAUGGUCUUCCAUUGGGAAUGGGAGCUGGAGCUGGUAGUGGUGGAGCUGGUUUUGGUAGGUCUGGGUCUCCAUAUGGAAGGGACGGUGUCUCACCUGGGGCUGUGGCAGGAGCUGCUCAUUUUCCUUUUGGAGGUGAAGAAGUAAUGGGAUCUCGCCAUGGCAGGGAUGCUUUGCUGAGCAGAGCUCAAGGAGGAGCAGCAAGCAAUGGCUUUUCCUCAGAACGUGGUGGUGUCAGUGGCUCUGCAAUACGGGGAGCUGGGUCUCCCUAUGGCAAGGACAGUGGCUUAGCUGGAGCCAGGGCUGGUGUGGGUGGUGUUGGCAGGUUGGGAGGUGAUGAAAGGGAGUUACAUUCUGUCCCUGGUAAAGAAGGUGUGGUAGGUGCUCGUGUUGGACGAGGUGGUGAAUAUGGGUUGGAUUCACAUUCUGGCAAAUCUAUGGGAGGUAAAACUGGAAAGGGCACUGCUAGUGAAUUCAGAGCAUCAGGGAACAAAGGUUCACCUGAUGACAGAGAUUCACUUUCAGGCCAAAGAGAUGCCAGGAGUGAGGGCAGAGAUUUAGGACACUUAGGCUCCCUUUAUGGCAAAAAUUCUGCCUUUGGAGGGGCAGGGAGUAAAUCCCAUAACAGAUCUGUUGAUGGGAGGAAUUCAGGUGGUUUUGGUCAAGGUUCAUUGGAUUAUGGUCAGAUGUCAGAUCUUUAUGGUGGACCUCCUUCAAUAAACCAGAGAAAACAGGAACCCAGCCUUGAUAUUAAAGCAAAUGAUUUCUUGAAGAAUACAGAAAGUAUGGGAAAAAGAAGACGUUAUUGCCUAGAUGAUCUGAAAGCACCACGCUGUUAUGUCAACAAACAUUUACUUGAUGUCAGAGUCCUGAAAGGGGAACCAGCUGAGCUGUCUUGCACUGUCAGUAAACAUGAAGUGACAGGAACCUGGUUUAAAGAUGGAUUAAAGUUAACAAACAUGGAUGGAAUCCUUUUUGAAAAGGAAGGUCUAGUCCACAAACUAAUUAUUAACAAAGUAGAAGAUAUUCACGCUGGGAAAUACAGGUUUGAAGGUGGAGAUAUAAAAACUGAAGCUUCAAUUUUUGUUGAAGAUCCUCCACAGGUUGACAAAGUUCUCCUCAAAAACUUAACAAGUGUUCCUACUGUGGCCAAGGCAGGGCAGAAAGUAAAGAUCAAGAUCCCUUUUGAGGGCCGGCUGCCAAUCAGAGCAACAUGGCUAAAGGACAGAAUGGAGCUAGUAGAUGACGCAAGGAUUCGUGUUGAUAAAACAGAGACCUUUACCAUGCUGUCCAUCUCCAGCAGUGAGAGAAAGGACUGUGGGGAUUACCAAGUCAGGCUGAAGAAUGACAGUGGGGUCCUGGAGAUCAACUUAAAGCUUGUGGUAGUAGACAAGCCACAGCCACCUGCAGGACCCAUCAAAAUUGUAGAAAGCUCUGCAAACGACAUCACCAUUCAGUGGAAGCCUCCGAAGGAUGAUGGGGGCAAACCAGUGCAACGCUACAUUGUUGAGAGACAGCAGGUAGGCAAGAACGACUGGGUGACUUUGGGAGAAACCCCCAGGAGCUGUACUACCUUCACUACUACCAAAGUGGAACAAGACACGAGCUACUACUUCAGGGUGAGAGCUGUGAAUGCCGAGGGAACUAGUGACGCACUGGAAUCAGAUGAAGUGAAGGCUGUCGGUAAAGCUUCACCUGGUGCCCCAGAUCCUCCUGAGAUUGUCAGUGCCAGCAGAGACACCAUCACAAUAUGCUGGAAAGCACCUCGUAAAACUGGCAGUUCCCGAAUUGUGGGAUAUAUCGUUCAAAAACGCAAGAAGGGUACCAUGACCUGGCUGGCAGUCAACAAUGUGCCUAUAGCAGACAAGAAGCUGAAAAUGACCAAUCUCAAGAAAGGUCUGCAGUAUGAAUUUCGUGUGGCAGCUGUCAAUGCUGCCGGCAUAGGAGAUGCCAGUGAACCAUCACAGCCUGUCUUUGCGCGGGAUUCCAUGAAAUCUCCAGGUCGAGUGCAGGACCUUAAAGUGAGCAGCAGUGACAGCACUAGUGUCACCUUGACAUGGAAGAGACCUGAAGCAAAAGAUGGGAGUGAUGUGAAAGGCUAUGAGGUGGAGAUGCGGUCUUCCAACAGCCUCAACUGGACCAAAUGCAAUAAUCUUCCCAUAGAGAUGACCGCUUACACAGUGAAAGGCCUCCAAGCCAAAGAGAUAUACUUCCUUCGUGUGAGAGCCCUCAAUGACAGUGGCCCAGGAGAAGCCGCAGAGCUUGAAGCUUGCAUCGAAGCUGCUCCCCCUGUAGUUUCUCCCAGGUUACUAAUAGAUGACACAGUGAAAAGCUUCCUGGUUAUAAAAGCAGGAAAUACCAUCCGAGUGAAUAUUCCCUUUGAAGCAUCUCCAGAUCCAGUGGUGACCUGGUUAAAGGAUGGGCUUCCUCUUUCAAACCGGGCUAAAAUAAACACCAAAGAUGGUACCACCCAGCUGCUGAUUGCAGCAGCUGCGUUCGCUGACAGCGGCACCUACACUGUUGAGCUCCAGAACGGGUUAGGGAAAAGAGAAACAUUCAGCUUCCAAGUUCAAAUUACAGAUAUCCCACAAUCACCUGGACCUAUUCAACUGGAAGAGAAUGUGCCAAAUACAGUGACAGUAACCUGGGAGCCAUCACCAUCUGAGAAAUGGGAAAGUAAUCUCUACUACACGGUCCUGAAACGUGAAUCACAGAAGGGCUUGUGGCACGUGGUGGGUGACCUGAUCUACACCAACAAGUUCACAUUCACCAAACUGAUCCCAGGCCGGGACUACUACUUUAGGGUUGUGGCAAAAAAUAGCCUGGGAGCCAGUGAUCCAUCUGAAACUGUGCAGCCUUGGAGCAUUCGAAAACCAAAGGCUGAAUUUCAAGUCAAACCACAGAAAUACAGGGGAGUGAACCAAAACCAGCCUCCGAGAUUCCUUGUCCCAUUGAAGCCUCAUGUGGUGACUACUGGGAGUGAGUGCCAUAUGAGCUGUGCGGUUGGAGGCCAUCCACCUCCAAAGAUCACAUGGUAUAAGGACAGUAGAGACCUCUCCAAUGAUCCUACCUAUUUUUGCACAAACGACUUUGGUGUCUGCUCCCUGGUUGUCCUGGGUGUCACAAAACAUGAUGAAGGAGAAUAUAUGGUAGAAGCCACCAAUGAAUCGGGCCGUGCGUUCAGCAAAGCCUUCCUCACUAUUAAAGACUCCACCCUGUAGCAUGGCCUUCCUGAGAACAUCUCUGAACUACUAUGUGAAUGUGAAGGUUUUUAUCGAGAACUGGCUCUAUAUGAAGGCUAUGCAUUUAUUUUCAGAUGUGCAUUAUAGUCUGAGUGUUUUAUUUUUCAGAUCCAGUAGUUGCAUUUUGAACACGAUGCUGCACUGUAGUCAAAAUGGGAAAAAAAGCUUUAAGAGAAUCAUAUCUUUUUGUAAUGAUCCUGGCUUUCCACUAGACCUUUAAAACACGGAUGAGAAGCUUCAGGAACACAGAAAAUAAGAGGAAAAAAAUUGGCUAAAAUGAAACUUUCCAUGGAGAACACAGGUGUAAGAGAUCAUUCUGCCACACCACUCACCUGCUGUCAGGCUGCAACAAGACUAUUUCUUGACACCAGAGAUCUAUGAAGCUAGCCUUUUAGCGUGUGGUUUUCUAAUCCGUAGCAAUCAUUUUAGAUUCCAUGUAAUUCUCAGCGGGUUUCAUAAUCUUGGUAGAAGCAGUUCUGCAUGUAUUCCACUGCCAGUAGCAGCUAAGUAUAUUAUUUCCCUUAACCUCUAAGUUGAAGAGUAUGUGCCUGAUAGUUUUAUCUGGGCAAGAGAUAAAUUCUCAGAGUAAGCUAACAUGGGGUAGUGCUACUCACAGUGAAAAUGCAUUGAUGGGAAUGAAUGGAAAUCUAGAGCCAGUUGUAUUAGUCUGAGCAGAUCAAUGCUGUACUUAAAAACCUACUAUAGCAAGUGCUGUAAAAAAGGAUGUAUCAGUCCUAAACUGUCACGUUAGUAUCACCAUUGGAACAUAACUGCCCCUACCUCAUGACAUUGCUAGAAUGUUUUUGCCUAAUGCAAAAAGAGGUUAAAAAUCUUUCAUGUUUGACCAGAAAUACGAGGUACCACUAGAGAUCCUCUGCCAUGGCUGGGGGAUUCCAUUACUGAGCGGAGAACGAGACUGGAAAGCAAAAAUGUUACGAUGACUGUAUGAAUGUUUAGCACUGUAGCCUUACCACCAAAGGUACUUUGAUGACGGCAUCUAGAAGACAGGAGAGUCUAGAUCAAAGACUCAAAGCCACUGGAUCCUCAGACAGCCAGUCAAACAUUUAUGUGGGGCUGAAAUGUUCUUUUUGGUUAUAUUUUGUACAAUGUCGUACAGACAUAGCAACAGUAGAUUAUGAAAUUAAACCAUAAUUCAGUAAAAUCUA